Molecule: messenger RNA, 5855 nt
Organism: Crotalus tigris (Tiger rattlesnake)
Lineage: Eukaryota; Metazoa; Chordata; Lepidosauria; Squamata; Viperidae
Gene: SMG5
Product: SMG5 nonsense mediated mRNA decay factor
Exons: 22
Coding region: 246-3419 (1057 amino acids)
Biological process (GO): nuclear-transcribed mRNA catabolic process, nonsense-mediated decay
Cellular component (GO): telomerase holoenzyme complex
Molecular function (GO): telomerase RNA binding; protein binding; telomeric repeat DNA binding
Source: RefSeq, a predicted model, not a curated record
ACUUGGCUGAGGGGGUAUCGGCGGCGGCGGGCAGCCGGAGCGCGAUGGCGGCCGAGCGGGGCCGCUGGCGGCAGCAGGACCCGGACGCGCCAGGGCAGCGGCGGCCGAGGCGGCGGCAGCACCAGCAGCAGCACCAGCAGCAGCGCCUCGGGCUCCAGGCCGGGCUGAGGCGGCGGCCGAGCGGGGCGGGCCGGGCCUGGCGAGGCGGCAGGGGGUGCUGAGGGGCCUCAGGCCUGCCGGGCGCCAUGAGCCAGGGCAGCGGCGGCGGCGGCGAGCCGGAAGCCAAGGCUCUCCACACCAAGAGGCUCUACCGAGCUGUGGUUGAAGCAGUGCAUCGAUUGGAUCUCAUUCUUGGAAACAAGGCAGCUUAUCAAGAAAUAUUUAAGCCGGAGAACAUCAGCCUGAGAAACAAGCUCCGCGAACUGUGUGUAAAGCUGAUGUUCCUGCACCCCGUGGACUAUGGGAGGAAAGCCGAGGAGCUGCUGUGGCGGAAGGUUUACUACGAAGUCAUCCAGCUGAUUAAAACAAAUAAAAAGCACAUUCAUAGUCGUAGCACCCUCGAGUGCGCUUACCGGACUCACCUGAUUGCUGGCAUUGGGUUUUACCAACACCUGCUCCUCUACAUUCAGUCUCACUAUCAGCUGGAGUUGCAGUGCUGCAUUGACUGGACCCACGUUACAGAUCCCCUGAUAGGUUGCAAGAAGCCAGUCUCUGCAUCAGAGAAGGAGAUGGACUGGGCUCAGAUAGCUUGCCAUCGGUGUCUGGUUUACCUGGGAGAUUUAGCUCGAUAUCAGAACGAAUUGGCAGGUGUAGACACAGAAUUGCUGGCUGAAAGGUUUUACUAUCAAGCUCUUUCUGUUGCACCACAAAUUGGGAUGCCUUUUAAUCAACUUGGGACCCUGGCUGGGAGUAAGUACUACAACGUGGAAGCUACCUAUUGCUACUUGCGCUGCAUCCAGUCGGAAGUCUCCUUUGAAGGUGCUUAUGGGAAUCUCAAGCGCCUCUACGACAAGGCAGCCAAAAUGUAUCACCAGCUGAAAAAAUGCGAGACGCGGAAGCUGUCUUCGAGCAAAAAAAGGUGCAAAGACAUUAAAAGGUUGCUGGUGAGCUUCAUGUAUUUGCAGAGCCUCUUUCAACCAAAGAGCAGUUCUGCCGACUCGGAGCUGACCUCUCUCUGCCAGUCAGUCCUGGAAGAAUUCAACCUCUGCCUUUUCUACCUGUCCUCUUCGCCCCACACCAGCUCUACCCCGGAGGAGGAGGAGGAUUGGGAGAACGGCUGCUCCUUCUUGCCGGACCUGCUCAUCUUCCGCAUGAUUGUCAUCUGCCUGAUGAGCGUUCACAGCCUCAAGAGGGCAGGCUCCAAACAGUACAGUGCAGCCAUUGCCUUCACCCUGGCCCUCUUUUCACACCUGAUUAACCAUGUCAACAUCCGCCUCCAGGCCGAACUGGAAGAAGGAGAGAACCCAGUUCCAGCCUUCCAGAACGAUGGCACCGAGGACUCCGAGGUCCGGGAGUCGGCGAACUCGGUCGAGAGAGCAACGGAGGCCGACUCCGCCGUCCACCGAGCCCCGGGGGAGCCCCGGCAGAACGACAGCCCCAAGGGCAAGAAGUACCCGCGCCUCUCUUGCCUGCGCCGUCGCCGCCGGGCCCAGAAGCUGGACGAGAGCGAUCUGAGCGAGGGCUUCGAUUCGGAUUCCAGCCCGGAGUCCACCAAAGUGAGCGGCGCCUCGGAUACCGGCUCCGAGAAGAGCGACGAGGAGGCCGAGGCGGCGUUCGACAUGGAGACCGAUUCCGACAUGAACAGCCAGGAGUCCCGAUCAGAUCUGGAGGACAUGGAGGAGGAGGAGGAGGUGGUGGCGGCGGCCGAGGCCGAAGGGGCCGGCCGGCCUGGGGGGGUCAAGAACGGGACCAGGGGAGCCCCGGAUUCGGUGGCAGGCGAAGGGGGUCGUCUGGCGGACUCAAAGGACUCUGGCCUUGCCAAGACGGACCCUCCGGAGCCCGUGGCCAACGGGCCAGGCUCCUCGGUCAGCAGCGAGGCCAGCAUCGCCAGCAACCUGCAGGCCAUGUCCACGCAGCUCUUCCAGACCAAGCGAUGCUUCCGGCUGGCCCCCACUUUCAGCAACGUCCUCCUCAAGCCGGGCUGUGGGCCGCCCGCCCCGAAGGAAGCGGCAGGAGAUGGCAAGCUUUGCGUCAACGGGGACGUGGAGAGGUCCGCUGCACCUGAGCCAGACGACGUUUCCGAGUCGGAAGAAAGCAUCUCCAGCAGCAGAUCCUGUCGGAACGAGCGUUCUCUGCAAGAGAAGCUGGAAAUCAUAAGUGGACAAGGGCUGCUGCCGACGGUCAAGGUGUUCCUGGACUGGCUGAGAACCAACACCGACCUCAUCAUCAUGUGUGCGCAGAGUUCCCAGAGUUUAUGGAAUCGGCUUUCCGUCCUCCUGAACCUGCUUCCUUCAGCGGGAGACCUGCAAGAAUCAGCGUUGUUUCUCUCCAGCGAAGUGAAGAGCAUGUUGCCGGGUUGCGAACUUCCCGACCUGAGUACCUGCUCGCUCCUCCCAGAAGAUGUGGCCCUCCGCAACCUGCCCCCCUUGAAGGGCGCGCACAAGAGGUUUAACUUCGAGCAGGACCGGCCCGCCCUUACCGAAGUGGAGGAGUCCGUGGUUCGCAUCUGUUGCAUUCGAAGCUUCGGCCAUUUCAUCACCCGUUUGCAAGGCAGCAUCCUGCAGUACAACUCCGAGGUGGGGAUCUUCAUCAGCAUCGCGCAAUCGGAGCAGGACGGCCUCCUGCAGCAGGCCCAGGCGCAGUUCCGCAUGGCUGCCGAGGAAGCCCGCCGGAACAGGCUGAUGCGUGACAUGGCUCAGCUUCGGCUGCAGCUGGAGGUGUCCCAGUUGGAAGGAAGUCUCCAGCAGCCCAAGGCUCAGUGCGUGAUGUCCCCGUAUCUGGUCCCAGACACCCAAGCCCUCUGCCAGCAUCUCAGCCCCAUCAGGCAGCUGGCCGCCAGCGGGAGAUUCAUCGUCAUCAUCCCACGGACAGUCAUUGAUGGCUUAGAUUUCCUGAAGAAGGACAACGCAGGCGCUCGUGACAGCAUCCGAUACUUAGAAGCAGAAUUUAAAAAGGGAAACAGGUACAUUCGCUGUCAGAAAGAAGCCGGGAAAAGUUUUGAGAGGCAUAAACUGAAGAGACAAGAUUUAGAUGCUUGGAACCUCUAUAAGAUCCUGGACAGCUGUAAGCAGCUGACGGCUUCUCAGGGGAGCAGCGAAGACGACACGGCUGGCAUGGUGACCGUCAUCACCGGAUUCCAACUCCAGGAGCCCAGCAAACUUUCUGCUCCCAUGCAGUCCGCCAUCCAAGCAGCGGCCAGCGCCAGCAUUGAGAUCCAGAACGUGCUGGAGUUCUACAAGCACUGGAAAGAGAUGGGCUGAGCCCCCCCGCAGGACCACCGGGUUGGUUGAAGCUCCGUCUGCCCGUCUCUGGACGCACCGCUUUGGAACGAAAGAUGUCAAACCGCAGGCGAUAACUUGGACACGACGCCACCGCCGCUGCCUCCGCGGCGGCAACCCACCCAAACGAGCAAACCGGGCGUGUGCGCCAAACGCGCAUGCGCGCGCACCCACCCACCGCCACUGCCCCUCCAUCACCUCCCCUCCCGCAGAGGAGGUGGCGCGCGUGGGGACGUCGCAGCCCCUCAGGGGGAAGAGAGGCACACCUUGGCCGCGCCCAGGAGAGGCCGCGGCGGGCGGGCGGGGGCUCCGUCCUCAACGCUCGCUCGGCUUCUCCUCGUCAGAAAAGGCGCGGGCGGCUCGGCUCCCGCGCUUCACCAUGAAACCAAACGGAAAUUCACUCGGUUUUGGCGGGGAGUGAUGAGGAUCGCCAGAGGGAGGCGCUCUUGGAAACCGGUGGUGGGGAAAGGGGCGCGGUCUCUCCUUCGUUUCUAAUUUAAUGUUCCUUUUUUCCCCCCCUCCUCCGUCACUGUGUUUCUUGGGCGAACUUGCCCAUUUUGGGGGGAAGGGGGGGGGCUCGUUUCGGGCAAGACGGGCGCCAGUCGGACUUUGAAAUCUUGGAACGACGGCCAGGGUGGCAAGGGGACUGGGGACGUUUUAGGACAGGAACUAUUUAUUUCCUGGCCCGGCUUCUUCUUUCUCCAUCUUUGUCUCCCCCCCCCCCCCAAACCCAUAAUUUCCUUUUCCUCUAAGCUGUCCCAACCAGGCCUUCCUUCUCUGCAGCCUUUGCAUGCUGUCUGCCCCCCCCCCCUGACACUUUCCUGGAUGCAGGGGAGGGGGGGCAAUCCCUGCGAAGAGAAAAACGCCAGCCAGCCUUUGCGGCACCGUGCCCUGCUUGUCCCGUCCCUUGGUGUCACUUCCUGGAGAAAGAAAAAGCUAGAAAGGGGGGGGGGGAACAAAACACCCAUGCUAAUUUUUUUUUUAACCGGGGUCUGACUCUGACGAACGCUUCUUGCCCUGGUUUACGACCCGCGUUUCCCUUGAGAAGGCGAGAAGCAGGAGAGAAUAAAGGGGUGGCAACUGCCCCACUAGGUGACCGGAGCAACAGGUGUUUGGCCAGCCGUCCCUUCACCCUUCUUGGAGGCUGGGCUAGCCCGAUCGAGCAUCUUCUUUAUCGCUCUGAAUCCCACCAGAGACGUUGUCCUCGUGUUUCUUGCGCUUCGCUUAUUCUGACAGCCGGGAAGAAAGGGGCGUUGGCGGGCCCGGAAAUCCAUUUUUCCUAGCCUUCCCUGAGAGGGAGCCGCGAGGCCUGGCUCUGCCUUGCCUGGACGUGGAAAGGAAGCGUGGGACGUCCAGCAGCCACGUGGACGUCCGCCUCCCUCAGCCUGGCAUCCCUCUCCCUGUUUCGUUGGACGGCAGAGAAAAUGCCUUUGCUUUGAUCUCAUCCUCCACCUGCACUGCAGCUUUGGUGACCAGACAUCGCAGCCUUUGGCUGCUUCUCUCUCCCUCUCUUCUUCCUCUUUCCUUCCUUCCUUCCUUCCUUCCUUCUCUCUCUCUCUCUCUCUCUUUCCUUCCUUCCUCUCUCCCUCUCUCCUUCCUUCCUCCUCUCUCUUUCCUUCCUCCUCUCUCUUUCUCUCCUUCCUUCCUUCUCUCUUUCCUUCCUUUCUCUCUCUUCCUCUCCCUCUCUCUCCUUCCUCUCUCUUUUUGUCUGUUUCUUCCCCCUGCUGCCCCCCCUCCAAGAUCCACCCUGGAGAAGGCAGCUCUUCCCAUCUCCUUCCCUUUUGGAGUGGUGGGCAGAUCAGGAGCAGGUUGGCUCUAGGAGGCCCCCCCCCCCCGACCCCCGGCUUGCUGUCGCAGAAGCGGUGCCCGGGAAAAAAAGGGGUUCUGCGGAAGGGUCCUCUCCUGUUAAGGCUGUUCCUGCUUUUGACUCCUGGCAAUGGAAUUGACCCUCCCACCCCCCAGGAAGGGAUCAAGGGGAGAUGCCCCUCCACCUGCAGGGAGACCCCGAGGGAGGCUGGGUUGUGGGGGGUCUGAGCACAUUUGGCUUGUAAGACAUCUGCAGGAGAGCAAACUCGGCAACGGUCGACAUCCGUGGGGUGAUCAGCACACUGUUGGCUGGCAUUGAUUUAAUUUGGGACUCUGUUUUUUGGGGGGUGGGAUGGGGUGGGGUGGGUCGAAGCUCAUUCAGAAGGGACAUUUUUAAAAUAGAGCGUAAAGAGUCUCCGCCCCGGCAAACGAGGCUGACGGUCUCGUCGGGGGGCUUCUCUUCAAGUGGUUGUGGGAGGGACAAGGGGGUGCAUCGGUCUGAGCCAUGGCUGGCCUAUCUGUUGGACAAUGUCAGAGCAUUUUUUUUUUAAUUUUUAUCGUUUUUGGAGCAAGGGGAAUUGCAUUGCCAUAAUAAACAUUUGUGAAAUCAGA